Messenger RNA from Arabis nemorensis, 303 nucleotides. The record is from the annotation of a GenBank genome assembly. Lineage: Eukaryota; Viridiplantae; Streptophyta; Magnoliopsida; Brassicales; Brassicaceae.
AUGCCCACUGCUGUUUAUAUUCAGUCCACCGCUCCUAUUCAAGGUAUUGUCCCUUUGAUUAUUCUAGACGCUAGCUCAACUUCUAGCACUCUUUCGAACCAAAGGAUGAUGUCUAGAAAAACAACUCUCCAUCACCCAAGAAAUCAACCAGCUGAAUCCGGUGGUAGAGUCAUUCAAGGAGCUAGCUACAGCUUUCCAGGUGGCAUUGGGGGAAGCACAUGCUCAUGGCCCGAAGUCCUAGUUGUCUCUGAGGUGAACCAGCUCACCCUGGCCAAAGUUGGUUACACAUUACCUCGACAAUAG